AUGGCAUUUGUGCCACAAAACAACGUUGUAAAAAGGGUCGCCGACGACAUAGUUUCAGUCACGGAAUCCGAAGUGCAUCCUCAAAUGUGGCCGGAGCUUAAUUCUUAUUCCUAUGCGAAAAAAUACGGUCAGGAUGGAGCGCGACAGCAGUCUUUCAGGAUUUACUCCUCGGAUGAGAUGCCCAUGACUUAUUUUGUGUCGGCCAUGCCAAACGGAACCACGACGGGCGUCUUCCGUCAGCACUCCCUCCGGUUUAACAGCUCGGUGCUGUGCAAUCAAGCCAUUAGAUCGGACUUCCCUUCAAAAUGCCCGGGAGUACGACCUUUCGAAGCUGCCCUUAAUAUACCCGACUUCCUCAAUGUGUCUGUCUGCGUACCUGGGGAGUUCGGGGUCCUGCCUUGGACGUUGACUCGUAGCCGCCAGGACAUAACCGAGGAAAUGUAUUUUGAUGUUAUGGUAUCGCCUUCACUGGGUUUCAAUGAAUCAGACCGCAAAAACUUUACCCUUCACUGCCAGGCAAACACCACCAGGGGGUUCUUCGAGCUCGGGAACUAUCGAAACGGAUAUGCGCCAGGACCUUUAUUAGACAAGUGGCCUAGCAUGGAUGAGCUUACUCGGGAUUUCAAUGACAUGCUGCGCUUCAAGAAUAACCGCCCCCCAGGCGAAACUGAAUACGUCCCUGACUACCCAAGUUUUGGCCAGGACCAUGUCUUUUGGGCCCAUGGUAAGUCACUCGACCCGUAUGGCACUGAUAGUCUUAACGUCUCCGGGCCACUCAUGACGUCAGCAAUUGCCAUCUUCGGCAAUGAAAGCUUCUUCCAUAUCGCAGCCAGUUCGAACGGAAGCAGCGCAGCAGCCGCAAGGGACGAAAUUUGCCGACAAGGCAACAUACCCUUCGCGCGGUACAGUUAUAAUAUGUUUGGCAAAAUGCCUGACUAUUGUAACAAAACAUUGGAUGAGGAUAGCACGAGUAGCAGGACUCUGGCUCGGCUCAUGAACGGGUGGUUAUGGUAUUGGAACGAUACUAAAAACGCCCGCGAGCUGCUGAAAGCAAGCAUCUUCCUUGCAAGUCACGAGACACUGGCCCAAACAGUCGACGAGACAUAUAGUCAAGGCUCACGGACGAUCUACACUGCGCCCGGGGCAACCAUUAUCAAGCCGGACGUCAGUACGACCGGGAUUGUGAUCAUUAGCACUUUGAUCGCUCUACAGGUGCUGGGGCUGAGUUACGUUGUUUGGUACAUAGGGCGAGUGCCAAUAUGGACUUCAGCGUUGGACGCGUUUGCGGUUGCGAGAAUCGGGUCAAACAUAGGGCUGCAGAACUUGGCGCCGAUUGGACGGGCAGAUCACGACCUGCAGAAGCUUAGUCGCAUGGAUGGCUUGGUUGGGACGGUCACUGACAGUCGCAAUGGCGAUGGGAUUGUAGGGCUCGGUCUCGGUGCUCCUGGGGUUGUGACUCGGGACCUAGCAAAGCGCGAAUGA
Messenger RNA from Aplosporella prunicola CBS 121167, 1482 nucleotides. RefSeq lists its product as uncharacterized. Lineage: Eukaryota; Fungi; Ascomycota; Dothideomycetes; Botryosphaeriales; Aplosporellaceae. The record is from RefSeq and is a predicted model, not a curated record. The transcript is spliced from 2 exons. Bases 1 to 1482 code for a protein of 493 amino acids.